Messenger RNA from Schizophyllum commune H4-8, 498 nucleotides. RefSeq lists its product as uncharacterized. Bases 143 to 451 code for a protein of 102 amino acids. NCBI's taxonomy places the organism in Eukaryota, Fungi, Basidiomycota, Agaricomycetes, Agaricales, Schizophyllaceae. The transcript has a single exon. The record is from RefSeq and is a predicted model, not a curated record.
CGAUAGCUAUACGUGCAACGUGGACAAAACGCAGAGACAAAAUACAAGGCUGAGAUGACGGUUGGGGUAGGCGCUGACCACGUGACUACAGCGGUUGCUGCAACGUGACCGUCACGUUAACCGCGCGCGCCGCGGUGGGAAGAUGAGCCUGAUCCGGUGGGGGAGGAUGGGUGGAUGGAGGACGAGGGAUGGGAGACGGGCGAGGAGGAGGAGAAACGAGACGAGUGAGGGAUCGGGCAACGAGGGGAGGAGAGAAACACACAGCGCUUCGGCGUACCGACUGCACGCGACUCGAGCCGCUUUUCGACGACCUCUACACCGAACCAGCCUGCAGUGGCUACAACCAGACAGGAAACUAUGUCACAUGCGGAGACCGCCGAGGAGAUCGGACACUACGGACAACAUAGUAGAGGUGCCCGCCUAUGGGCUAGCGCGUCUUGGUACUACAUAGUUACCUGCUGCGCGAAUAAAAUGCAGAGACAAAAAAAAAAAAAAAAA